UUCACAUUACUAAAUGGCAAAUUGCCAAAAAUUGACGACGUAUUUUGUUACAAGAGGAAAUAAGUUGUCUCUGUCUCUGUUGAAGCGAAUGCUAAAGGCCUAAAGCAAACCAUGUUGAAGUCGACCAUUGCCCCCAUGUUAUCAACCCUCUACCCGCAAAAGUUAUUCCCCGUCCAGUUAGCGUCUUUUUGUAGUGCAUUACCACGAAGCCCGCCAACUGUUCGACAAAAUGCCUCAACCAACAUUCCAACUCUUGAGACCCCCUGUUACAAACUCCCUCCAGCUUCAGCUUACGUCCAUCUCCCUUUCUGUCGCAAACGUUGUCAUUAUUGUGACUUCCCAAUAUUAGCUCUGGGUUCUUCUUCAACAGAAACCGCGGAUGAUGAUCCAAGAAUCUCAAAUUAUAUCAAUCUUCUUAUUCGCGAAAUGGAAGCCACACAAACAAAUUUUAACCAACACCCACCUCUUGAAACCGUCUUCUUCGGUGGUGGCACGCCUUCGUUGGUGCCACCAAGACUCGUUGCUAAGGUCCUUGACACGUUGAGAUCGAAAUUUGGGUUGUGUUUGGAUGCCGAGAUAUCAAUGGAAAUGGACCCCGGAACAUUUGAUGCUAAGAAACUGAAAGAGUUGAUGGGAUUGGGUGUGAAUAGGGUAUCGUUAGGAGUUCAAGCAUUUCAAGAAGAGUUGUUGAAAGCUUGUGGGAGAGCUCAUGGUAUUGACGAGGUUCAUGAGGCAAUUGAGAUUAUCAAUUCAUGUGGGGUUGGUAAUUGGAGCUUGGAUCUCAUUUCUUCUCUCCCACAUCAAACUCAAGAAAUGUGGGAAGAGAGUUUGAAGCUCACUGUUGAAGCAAACCCAAAUCAUGUUUCAGUUUAUGACCUUCAAGUUGAGAAAGACACCAAAUUCGGUUCAUUGUAUAUACCAGGUGAGUUUCCACUUCCUAAUGACACCCAAUCUGCAAAAUUCUACAGAAUGGCCUCAAAAAAGCUUUCAGAGGCUAAUUAUGGACAUUAUGAAGUCAGUAGCUAUAGCAAAAGUGGAUUUGAGUGCAAACACAAUUACACAUACUGGAUAAACAAACCUUUUUAUGCGUUUGGCUUAGGUUCUGCUAGUUAUAUCAAUGGAACGAGAUACUCAAGACCAAAGAAGUUAAAAGAUUACACAGAUUAUGUCAAGAAUUUGGAGGGUGGAUUAGUUGAUUUGUCACAAGAAGGUGAUGAUGUUGAUGAAUGGGAAAUGGCUAUGGACAUUGUGAUGCUUUCAUUAAGAACUUCAAAAGGGUUGAAUUUGAAGAGUUUUGGAGACGAUUUUGGGAGUGAGGUUGUUGUGGAGCUGUGUAAGGUGUAUGAGCCGUAUAUGAGGAGUGGGCAUGUGGUGUUUUUGGAUGAUGAAAGAAGAGAGAUUAAAGAAGAUGAGUUUAGUUCUUUGGUUUUAGAUGAUGAAAAGUUGGAAAAUGAGAUUGGAUUUAUUCGGUUAAGUGAUCCAGAUGGUUUUCUUUUGUCUAAUGAAUUGAUAUCGCUUGCAUUUGGGGUUAUUGAUCCAUGAACAAAUGUUGUAGAAGAU
Messenger RNA from Lactuca virosa, 1560 nucleotides. Lineage: Eukaryota; Viridiplantae; Streptophyta; Magnoliopsida; Asterales; Asteraceae. The record is from the annotation of a GenBank genome assembly.